This is a messenger RNA of Closterium sp. NIES-65, 1167 nucleotides long. NCBI's taxonomy places the organism in Eukaryota, Viridiplantae, Streptophyta, Zygnematophyceae, Desmidiales, Closteriaceae. The record is from the annotation of a GenBank genome assembly.
AUGUUUGCCUCAGCUCUAUUCCCCUCCCGCGCAUCCUCGUCGACGUCACACCCUGCCACCCACGCUUCCCCUCGUCGACGUCGCCGUGCCCCAUUACGUCGCUACUUUUACGUCUUCGAUCGCACUCUUUCUCAGUUGUCUCCCCACCACUCCCCACUCUCCUCAGAGGGUUGCCCACUCGGUCGCCCUGGCUUCGUCCUACUGCCGAUAUCGUGUUUGAUUGUAUCGCCUUCUGCUUCCCCCACGCUUCCCCCCACCGUCCGUCACGCUUCCCCCCACCGUCGCCAACGCUUCCUCCCGCUGUCGCUCACACUUCACUCCGUCGUUGCCCACACUACCCCUCCCGUCACCCACCUUCACCGCCGUCCACGCUUUCCCCCUGUCGCCCACGCUUCCUCCCUCCGUCGCCCACGCUUGCUCCCACCGUCGCCCACGCUUCCUCCCACCGUCGCCCUCGCUUCCUCCCACCGUCGCCCACGCUUCCUCCCACCGUCGCCCACGCUUCCCCCCACCGUCGCCCACGCUUUCCCCCACCGUCGCCCACGCUUUCCCCCACCUUCGCCCAUGGCAGGUGGUGGUGCGGCUUUGGAGAGGAGUGUUGGGCGCACAGCCAGGGCAGCGCGUGCAAGCGGGCAGCAAGGAGUGCAGUGCUGCAGGGGGCGGGUUAGGGGAGGCGGAGCGGGGGAGGCGGGGGUUAGGGAGAGAGGUCGUCCUCCUCUCCCUCUCUCUUCCUCCCUUCCUCCAUCUAUCCCACACUCUCUGCCUCACUACCCUCUUUCCCCUUUCUGUUGCCCGUUCUCCCUCCCUUCCUCCCGCCCUCCCUUCCUGCCAUUCUCGCUCUCCUCAUCCUCCCUCGAUCGAGUCCCCCUUUCCCUUUCCAUUUCCCACUCGUCCACUCCCUUCCUCACGCCAACCCUGCUCCUCCGUUCCACCCUUCCUCUCAUUCGCCUAUCCUCUCAAACGGCCAUCCUCUCAUCCGCCCAUCCUCUCAUCCGCCCAUCCUCUCAUCCGCCCAUCCUCUCAUUCGGCCAUCCUCUCAUCCCCCUUUCUCUCAUUCGGCCAUCCUCUCAUCCCCCUUUCUCUCAUUCGGCCUUCAUCCUCCCUCCCCUCCCAACCCUCUGUCUCCUCCCUCACCUCCUCUCCUUCGUCACCACCUCUCCUCCCUAA